Paramecium octaurelia is the source of this 447-nucleotide messenger RNA. The record is from the annotation of a GenBank genome assembly. Lineage: Eukaryota; Ciliophora; Oligohymenophorea; Peniculida; Parameciidae.
AUGAAAAAUUGUAUAGGACCUUAGAGUAAUGAAGGACUAAUGUUUAGCAGAAAGGAAGUAUGUGCUUGGGAUUGUCCAAAUAAUGAAAAAUUAGGAUUUUUAAAAAUCCAAUCACCAAAUCUUUUAGAAUUCAUUUUCUGUUUUAUUGUCAUGUUUUUCUAAAAGAUGAAAUAGAGUAAGUAUUUAUAACAUUUUGAAUUUAGAGGAAAAUAUAAUGAUGGAGGCAACUUUUGAGAGAUAAAAUUUCAAUAUAAAAUUACAAAAUACUAUUUUAGAAGUGUUUAUUAUUGACUUCAUUAAAGCUUUGAUGCUGAAGCCUAAAGAGAGUUGUAAUAUAACGAUUUCGUACUAGUUAUUCAGAAAAAUUUUUUACUCAGAUUUAUGAAAGAAUUUAUAAAAAUCAUGUCUACAACUACCUAAGCAUUACUUAAUUAAAGUGGAGAUCAU